GAAGUGAAAUUUCCUUUCAAAUGAGCAGCACUACGAUAGAGUUGAGCCACUUGUAAGCACGCCAGCUGUUAUCAAAGGUCCACAAAAGAAGAAAUCUUCGAAAGGAACACCUCCCCUCCCCCCCAUGUGUAGCUCCAUUUUUUACGAACAAGUUUAUGUAUAUAUGUAUAAACCUGCUUGAUCAGUUUGCAUUCAUGUUGCACUGGGGAAGUUUCGCGCUUCUUUUCGAUUAGCCUUACCGCCAAACAUUAUUUUUUUGUGUGUAAAAAGGCGGGACUUUUUUUAAAAUGUGGCACAGAGGAGUCCUGACCUUGCUUUGCAAUUCAUGUCGGUAUGUUAUUCACAGAUGGCACGUUCCGUUACUUGGAGUCGAUUGCAAUGCCAACCCGAGACACAAACAAGUUUUAUCAAACCCAGCCCCCAGGUCUAGAGGAAUUCCCAAGUAUUUAGAGAAGUACAUUUUUUACAAGCAAGCGCCGAGGAACCCAAAAUAUAAAUCGCAGUUUAUUAAUAUGUAUACAGCAGGUCGGAAGUACAGACAACAGAUUAAGAAAACUGGUUAGGUGGAGGAUCGUGGACACGAAAGGUUUCACUUCCCCCCGACCGAUUCGCUUUUUGC
Molecule: messenger RNA, 619 nt
Organism: Plasmodium cynomolgi strain B
Lineage: Eukaryota; Apicomplexa; Aconoidasida; Haemosporida; Plasmodiidae
Exons: 4
Coding region: 288-563 (91 amino acids)
Source: RefSeq, a predicted model, not a curated record